AUGGACCUGUUUGCUGAUACGGCAGAUGCGCCGGAUGAGCAGUUUUCGAUCAACCAGUCAUAUGCGGAGCGUUACCAUCAUAACAAACGCCGGGUUGAGCUUGAGCAACUUAAAGAAAAGUACGGUAAUGCUCCGGAGGAAGACGAAGACGACUCGAAAGACGACUCAGAGGAUGUCACCGAGGACGAGGACGGAGAACAGCUGACUCCCCACAUGGAUGCUGCAAUAUUGCGUACACUCCAGCGAAUUCGCGAAAAGAAGGACGAUCUUUAUGACACGAGCAAGCAUCACAAGAGCUCCAGUAAGAAGGUGACGCUGCGUGACUACCAACGGGGCCGCAUGCUCGAGGCCAUGAAAGAUACCAGCGACCCAGCCAAGGCCUUCGCCGACGCCACUUCGCGCGAGUCGCCGUCUGACACGCACGCGCAGCCUACGCACAAUGAAGAGCAAGAGGCGAUUCGCUCCGAGUUCCUCAACGCGGCACGAAACAGCGAAGAUGGGGAUGGAGACGACCUAUUCCAAGUGCGCGCGGUUGACGACAACGACGACAACGGAAUGUACCGUCAGGCUCUGUUGGAUGCUGUGGACGAGCAGAAUGGUGAGAAGAAUAUACGUGACCUUCUCCGUGAUCACACCCACGGUGACGCACGCACACAGGAAAACGAGGAUUUCCUGAUGAACUAUAUUCUCAACCGCGGCUGGGUGGACAAUGACUUCAUACAAAGCAACAGUCAAGGCGCCCAGUCACGCGACUGGGACGCAGAGGCAGCCGAUCUUGACUCAGAGGCUUCGUUUGACUCUGCUGCCGAUGCGUUCGAGCACGCUUACAACUUUCGUUUCGAAGACCCGUCGCUGGCCCAGAAGGCCUUUGCGAUUGAGAGUUUCCCUCGUCACACAGAUGACACGAUUCGCCGCAAGGACGAUCGUCGUAAGAAGGCUCGUGCUGAACGUGCUGAGCGCAAAAAGGCUGAGAAAGAGACCAAGAUGCGCGAAUUAGAUCAACUCAAGGCUCUUAAGCGCCAGGAAAUUGCCGAUAAGCUGAAACGUCUGCGUGAUGUCUCAGGAGGAGACAACAAGAUGGACGGCCGUGCUUUCGAAGGAAUUGAUUUUGAGACUGACUUUGAUCCGGAGGAGCACGAUCGCAUGAUGCAGCAGCAGUUUAACGACGAUUACUAUGCCCAUGAAGAUGAUACAGUGAAGCCACAGUGGGACGACGACAUUGAAAUUGAUGAUAUCCUUGCCGAGGCGGAGCCAACGACUAAGAGCAAGAAGAGUAGCAAGAAAAGCAAGCACAGUGAGCAACAGAAUAUGGAUGCUGAUUAUACCGAAGGACAAGAUGUGAAGCUUUCAAAGAAGGAGCGUAAGGCACUCAAGAAGAAGGAGAAGAAGGCCAAGAGCAAAUCCACGGCCGAAGCAGCUGUGAAUGAAGAUGAGAUGGAUGCUGACAAGACGGAGACCGCUAUGUCCGAAUCUGAUCGCAAGCACCGCGCGCGCGAGCUGAUGGAUCAGUAUUACAAUCUGGGGUAUGAAGAUAUGAUCGGCGAUACACCGACCCGGUUUAAGUAUGCAUCAGUGCCUAAGGAAAACUAUGGGCUGAGUGCCGUUGAAAUCCUCUUGGCUGAUGACGCCGACCUCAAUAAUGUCGUGGGUCUGCGCAACCUGCAACCCUACCGCCGAAACACCGCUAAACCAUCUAAUCUGAAGAAGCGACUGAAGCGGUUCCGUGAUGAGCUCGACGCACGCAAUGCCAAUGAAGAACCAGCCGAGCAACCCAAGAAGAAGCGAUUGGGUAGGAAGGAACGGCAAAAAUUGAAGGCUACACAGGAAGGAACGGAGUCUACUUGA
Malassezia sympodialis ATCC 42132 is the source of this 1845-nucleotide messenger RNA. RefSeq lists its product as uncharacterized. Gene Ontology annotation, cellular component: 90S preribosome; nucleolus. The transcript is spliced from 2 exons. Gene Ontology annotation, biological process: endonucleolytic cleavage in ITS1 to separate SSU-rRNA from 5.8S rRNA and LSU-rRNA from tricistronic rRNA transcript (SSU-rRNA, 5.8S rRNA, LSU-rRNA). NCBI's taxonomy places the organism in Eukaryota, Fungi, Basidiomycota, Malasseziomycetes, Malasseziales, Malasseziaceae. The record is from RefSeq and is a predicted model, not a curated record. Bases 1 to 1845 code for a protein of 614 amino acids.